Molecule: messenger RNA, 2734 nt
Organism: Macadamia integrifolia
Lineage: Eukaryota; Viridiplantae; Streptophyta; Magnoliopsida; Proteales; Proteaceae
Product: 6-phosphofructo-2-kinase/fructose-2,6-bisphosphatase-like
Exons: 23
Coding region: 144-2441 (765 amino acids)
Biological process (GO): fructose metabolic process; fructose 2,6-bisphosphate metabolic process
Cellular component (GO): cytosol
Molecular function (GO): fructose-2,6-bisphosphate 2-phosphatase activity; ATP binding; starch binding
Source: RefSeq, a predicted model, not a curated record
UUAAGAGAACAAGAAGGCGACGAAGAAGCUGAGGCUUUAACGAAGCCUAAGGCAACUGAGAAUUUGGAAUAGAGUUGCAGACAACGGCCAUAUAAUCAUCAGAGAAUCGAAAUACUGACACAUUUCAAGAAAAAGAUUGAGCAAUGGGGACAGGAGCUUCAAAGAACUCCGAAAGCUCUCAUGGCGGCGAAGAGCGAGAAGAUAACGUGGACCAUUCUGGUGAGCAGCUCUACGUCUCCCUCAAAAUGGAGAAUGACAAAUGUAAAGGCGAUCUCAUCCCUCACGUUUACGGUUCCGUUCCUCUAGUCGGUUCUUGGGAUCCUUCAAAAGCCCUCUCACUGGAGCGCGAGUCUACUUCGACGUGGGAAUUAAGUUUUGUUGUUCAUCCGAACCAUGAAACUUUGGAUUUCAAGUUUCUUCUGAAGCCACAUGACAGUAAUGCGCCUUGUAUUGUUGAGGAGGGCCCAAACCGACUCCUAGCGGGGGGUACCUUGCAAGGACAUGCCAGGGAGGCUUUGUUCUUGUUCAGCGGCGAUGAGGUAAUUGAGUAUCGUGUCUUUAUCAAAUCUGAUAGGCUAUCUCCUUUUGAUCUUGCGGCUAGUUGGAGAGUUUAUCACCAGAAUUUUCAACCUUCCACCGUUCGUGGGAUUCCUGAUAUUAGCAUCAAUGUGGCACCAGACACGAAUAUUGAGAAUGGAACUGCAACAAGUUUGGAGCUUGAUCUGGAGGAUUAUGUUGUUCCAGCUCCCGUGACUUCUGCAAACUCAGGCCUGGUUUAUGCAGCUAACAUGACAGAGAAUCCAAAAUCAUUGACUCGUUCUGGAAACUUAUAUAACAGUGAUAGCUCAAGCAGUGGUUCAGAUUCAAACAGCACUGUUGGUGUUUCAGUUGAAGUUGAUCAACCUGAAAUAAGAAAGGAAAUGGAAGUCUUUGUCUCAGAUGCUUCUAAAGUUUAUUCCUCACCUGAUGUGGCUGAAUCGAAGUCAGUGGGAACAUUUUCACCUACGCAAAAGCAGGAGGGUUACAGGGGCCUCUUUGUGGAUAGAGGUGUGGGAUCUCCAAGACUAGUUAAAUCAUCUAGUCAAACUACUUUCACUAUGGAUCUGAAGCUGGAUUCUGAAACCCAGUAUUGUACUUCUUCUGAUUGUCAGAAUGCCAUGCCAGAAGCUGCUGGAGCCGUUGCAGCUGGAGCUGUAGCUGAUCAGAUGCUUGGACCUAAGGAGGAUAGACAUUUGGCUAUUGUUCUGGUUGGGUUGCCUGCCCAAGGCAAGACCUUUACUGCUGCCAAACUUACAAGGUAUCUCCGCUGGCUGGGUCAUGAUACUAAGCAUUUCAAUAUUGGGAAGUAUCGUCGCCUCAAGCAUGGAACAAAUCAGUCUGCUGAUUUUUUUCGAGUUGACAACGCAGAAGGCAUGGAGGCACGCAAUGAGGUAGCAGCUUUGGCAAUGGAUGAUAUGAUAUCCUGGAUGCAAGAAGGCGGCCAGGUUGGAAUAUUUGAUGCCACAAACAGUAGCAAGGCACGGAGGAAUAUGCUAAUGAAGAUGGCUGAAGGGAAAUGCAAGAUUAUAUUUUUGGAGACAAUAUGCAAUGAUGCACACAUUAUUGAAAGAAACAUACGCCUUAAAAUUCAACAAAGUCCUGACUAUGCAGAAGAGCCAGAUUUUGAAGCUGGACUGCAAGACUUCAAAGCACGACUGGCAAAUUAUGAGAAGGCAUAUGAACCAGUGGAAGAAGGGUCAUACAUAAAGAUGAUUGAUAUGGCUAGUGGACAAGGUGGUCAGAUACAAGUGAACAAUAUCAGCGGCUACCUUCCAGGAAGGAUUGUCUUUUUCUUGGUAAAUACACAUCUCACACCCCGCCCAAUAUUUCUUACUCGACAUGGAGAGAGUCGGGCUAAUGUUAGAGGCAGAAUUGGGGGAGAUACAGUUUUGAGUAAAGCUGGAGAAAUUUAUGCAAAAAAACUUGCUAAUUUUGUGGAGAAGCGACUCAAAUCUGAAAAGGCUGCUUCUAUUUGGACUAGCACACUGCAAAGAACAAUCUUGACUGCAAGUCCCAUUGCAGGAUUUCCUAAGAUACAAUGGCGGACACUUGAUGAGAUAAAUUCUGGAGUAUGCGAUGGAAUGACAUAUGAGGAGAUAAAGAAAAACAUGCUGGAGGAGUAUGAGUCACGUAAGAAGGAUAAGCUCAGGUAUCGAUACCCUCGUGGGGAAUCUUACCUUGAUGUUAUCCAAAGGUUAGAGCCUGUAAUUAUUGAGCUUGAGCGACAACGUGGACCUGUUGUACUGAUCUCUCACCAGGCUGUUUUGAGAGCAUUAUAUGCAUAUUUUGCAGACCGACCGUUGAAGGAAAUUCCGAACAUUGAGGUGCCACUUCACACCAUAAUUGAGAUACAAAUGGGAGUUACUGGUGUCCAAGAGAAGAGAUACAAACUCAUGGACUGAGUUUAUUCCAAGAUGUCUCUCCACUGGCAACGUUACUGCCAAAUGACCCCAAAGCCUAGGAGUGGCAAUAACAUAGCAAAUCUCUAUUCUUUUCUUCUGUCAUUCAUUGACUGGAAGAUGUAAGAUUAGAGAGGAUUAAUGCAAUUCAUUGCAUUUUUAUAACAGUCAUUGAUUUAUAAUGGCCUUAUGCUGUUCAUGUAAAAGCAGCCAAACUGCUGAUGAAACAGUAACAUUUUCCUAAUUUGAAAAUUAAUGGUGAAAUAUGACUGCAAAAGCAAUCCAAAAUUUGUUCA